CAGCAUGGAGCUGUUGUGUUCUUAUACCACCCUUGCGCUGAUCCUGAGGAUGUUCUACUCUUCAAAUCUGUGGCUAAGAGUUGCCUGUGGAAACACAUCAUCUCCCCUUAUAAAAAAAUGCCUCCGGAUAUGAACUUUGCCCUGUUAACCUGGAAAAAUAAGUUGCUGUUGAGCGAUCCGGAUGUGGACCUGAUGGUUCAAUUUGUAAAGGUGUCAAUAUUGGGGUUAUAAAAUAUUCUUUUAAGGAAGUCUUUCAUUACGAAAAAUUUGAAUUAUGUUGAGCAUUGCUCUUCAUUAAAUUAUAUAAAAUAAUCAGAAAACUCGGUUUUGGAUUUUCAUUGACUAAUUUUGAAGUUAAGAAAUUAAUUUUCCCCUUAUUAUUGCAAGUCCUUUAUCUAGUUUUUUGGCAAGUUAAAUUAUAUGAAUUUUUGUUUAUGGAGAACUUCAAGGGAAUUUAGCAAGUUUUAUUCAGCAAUAGUAUUGUAGAUUUAUACAAAUGCUCAUUUUGAUUUCACAUUAAUGAUUUCCUCUAGGAACAUGCACUGAAGGCACCUGAAGGAAGUGCAUUUCUAGAUGGCACAUACAACACUGGGCUAAUCCAUCAUGCUGAGAUUGUAACAGAUCAAAAAGAUUCACAGCUGUGUCCCAGGGUCAGUUUUUGUUUUUAUUCUCAUAGACUGAUCUCCUUGUUUAUAACCCUUUUGAGGUGGAGCCUUUUUGGACUGUCAUUGCCAAGAAGAUGAUUUGCAUAAUUUAUGCAUGCAGUUAUUUUUACAAUUAGAAUAAAAACAUCUUACUUGCAGAAUGUUGUUAAAUCUCAUGAUUGUUGAAGCCUAAAUAAGUCCUAACCCAUAUUUGAAUGACAUUCAGUGAGAAAAACUGCACAAAAUAUUCCCCUGGGGCUACCUAUGCCUUUUGAGUUACCGGUAUUACAAAGUCACAUAUUUUUAAAGCAUUUGUAAGUCUCACUAGGUACAAUAAAAAUUGAAAUAAAUUGACAGAACACUGUAAAAUAUCAAUGGAAGCUGCCAUUAAAAAGGUGAGAUGAGCAAGAACUGCGAGAAGCAAUCUGACUUGCUGGUAUGAAGACCAGCCAGCCAAUCUUGAGGCCUUUAUUUUUUGGGCCGAUAUACAGGCCUUUCGUCUUUUUUGCCACAACACUCUGAGCCAACAGGUCGGCCCAGCCAUCCCAAGAGGGUUGAGAUUUCCAUGUUAACUCUGCCUGUCCUUUUUCAUCUGUGAUGGCAUGGUUUGGUUGAAUUGAAAAAUUGAAUUGAAAAUCAUAUCACAAUUUGUUAUUUAUUAUGUGUAACUUAAAUUGCUAGAAGACCACAAAACACAAAUAGAAAGGCAAGAUUUGAAAAUGAUAUUUUUUGUUUAAAAAGAAUUGAUGACGGUUAUGGAAAUCCUCUACUGUAAAGAAAAUGACUGUAAAAUUCACUUUGCAAAUUAGUAACCCCCCCCCCCCCCCCCCCCCCAAAAAACCCAAAAAAAAUUUUAAAAAUAAAGCAAGAUUUGAAAAUGAAUUUUUUUUUUUAAAAAGAAUUGAUGACGGUUAUGGAAAUCCUCUACUGUAAAAAAAAUGACUGUAAAAUUCACUUUGCAAAUUAGUAACCCCCCCCCCCCCCACCCACCCAAAACAGCCAAUAAAUUUGUUAAAAAAUGUAUGAUCACUGCAAUCAUUGCAAAUGAUUAAUUGUAACUUAAAUAUUUUUUGUUUAAUUCUGAAAUUUUUAAUCUUUCAAACUUCAAGGUUGUAUUUCCUUGAAACAUUAACUGCUGUGCAGACAUUAUUCUAUCUCAAUAUCAAACAUAACAUUUUCAGUGUGAUUGUUAAUAUUACUGCCAUUGUUAUUAGUAUUGCCAUUUAACAUAGUUUGUCACUUCCUGAUUCAGAAACUUUUGAUGGAAGAAACUGCCAAAGAAAUUCUGACGAGAUCCCGCAAUCGCCUGUUGAAAGCUGAGAUGUCUCAGGCCAGGCUGAAAAAGGUUAUGGAGAUUUUCAUGAAUGGACCUUAAAUGUCCUAUCAACAUCUGAAAUCCUCUGUUAGUGCUAAAGAGGGAAAAACAGAUUUUUAUUAAUCCAAUCAGGACUAAUGGAUAGAUGACAUACCAAGUGAUCCAGAUUCUCUAUUUAUUUAUAUUUUUUUAUUAAUGUUAUUAAGGUGAAAAAUACCUGACCUUGUGACUUACAUAAAUAUAUUUAUUUGUAUAUUUUCAUAAUUUUUAUCAUUUUUCGCUUUCACAAAUUUAAUGCAAUCUAUUUUUGAAAUAUUAUCUCUGAAUGAGAUAAACUCCUGGAGUUAUAUCUACUGAAACCCAUACCACCAUGACAAUCAUUUGAUUACAUCUGUGAUGUCACUUGUACUCUCAUAAGCAAUAUUUUAAAAAAAUUACUUGUUAGACAAUGGUUCACAAACUUAUUUUAAUCUUAUCUUAGGCAUAAUUUGAAAUGUAAUAAAAAUUAGCAGCUUAACUCUUUCGCUGCGAAAUUUUUUUAUCGAAAAAAUGUACAUUAUUUUUCGAAGAGUAAAAAAGAGUGAGAGGUUGGGUUUAUUUAAAAAUAUUUAAAAUAUUAUUCUUUGGUUUAUAAGACUAAAUAUUAUUCUUUGGUUUAUAAGACUAAACUUUGUAUCAAAUGAAAGAUAAUUGAAAAGACUAUAUGUUUGUGAACUUAUUUCUUCAGUUUAAAUAAAAUAAGUUACAGAAAAUUACCAUAAAAUGUGAAAACAUUAUAUGCUAAACCAUUUUUCCCCCAAACCCUGUGAUGUACCUCAUCUGCACUUCUAUAACCCAAAUCCUCUAAAACUACUACUAUUGAAAUCAUGCGAUGGACCUAAAUAAAAAUCAUCUUCACUAUCAAAAAAAUAGUACAAAACAAUGCCAAAGCUUUUUUGAGCUGUUAAUAGUCUAGGAAACUUACUCACCUAAUGGGGCCUAGGGUAGCCAUAGCAACAGUAGAAAAAAAUAGCGAAGAAAAUCAUUAAAAUAAUGCUUCAAAUGGCAACAAAUAAAACUUGGUUUCGCUUAUAAACAAUGAAGUACCACUCUUCUAUGUAAAAGUCUUAUUUAAAAAUAGCUCUUAAAAAGUUUAACUGAGAAAUAGCAAAGAAACAAAAAUGAUAUUGAAACAACACCGAGUGCCAGAAUGAUCAAUUCAUUGAUCGUGGGCCCUUAAAAUAAAGAAGAAGAAGAAGAAGUACGUUGGUCAGUUCUUUUGAGAACGGCAGAUGAACGCACUCUGCGUUGCUCCGCAGCGAAAGAGUUUAGGUCGAGUUUCUACUUUUAAAUAUUUUAUUCACAUGCUUAAAUCUUUACACAAGAGAGAGGAUUAUACUUACUGCAUUUUUCAAUUUCAUUUUUUUGCUCAGAUAUGCUUUGAAAAUGAAGUUACGAUGUUGUGCUGACAAUAUUGUUAAGCAUCACAAUUUUGUUUGUAAGUAUAAAAAAAAAAUUAAUACAAACUACGCUGGAAGUCCAUCACUUUAAAAAUCUUGCUGUGGCUUUUAAGUAUUGAAUUUUUUAUUAUAAAAAUUUGGAACUUUCAAAUUUAUAUGACAAAAGUUAGAAAAUGGCAGGCAUCUGACCCGAACUAUUUUGUAGUUUAAAAAAAUAUAAAAGACAUAUCAUAUCCUGCAUAUUAUGACCACAUCAGUCCGAGCGAAAUCAUUCGUUCUUUGGUAAUUUAUUAUAUCAAAUGUAACAUAACUUUACGAGUCAAAUAAGUAUUGUCCCUUUAAGUUUUUUGUUGCUUUUUUUUUCUUUUUUAAAUGUUAUUUUGUUUAUCUUGUCAUUAAUAAUGGUAAUUAUUUUAGCCCCUCAACUAAUUUUGUCUUUAAAACCUCUUUUCAUGUAUGUUUGUAAAAAUUAUUUGCUAACUUAGAGCUUUAAAUGGUAUUAUCGCAGGUUACAUAACUAUAUAAUUUAUGACAUUGAUUUACACAAGUAAUAUACAAAGUUAAUUUAAU
Molecule: messenger RNA, 3968 nt
Organism: Lymnaea stagnalis (great pond snail)
Lineage: Eukaryota; Metazoa; Mollusca; Gastropoda; Lymnaeidae
Source: the annotation of a GenBank genome assembly